This is a messenger RNA of Abrus precatorius (Indian licorice), 1601 nucleotides long. Its product is annotated as phosphatidylinositol N-acetylglucosaminyltransferase subunit C. The transcript is spliced from 2 exons. Gene Ontology annotation, biological process: GPI anchor biosynthetic process. The record is from RefSeq and is a predicted model, not a curated record. Lineage: Eukaryota; Viridiplantae; Streptophyta; Magnoliopsida; Fabales; Fabaceae. Bases 393 to 1304 code for a protein of 303 amino acids. Gene Ontology annotation, cellular component: membrane; glycosylphosphatidylinositol-N-acetylglucosaminyltransferase (GPI-GnT) complex.
UCCUUUCACCCUCAAAACACAAAUCCCCUCUUUUUCUGCUUCCAAUUAUCCCUUGUUUUUUGUUUGUUCUUCAGCCCAUGACGACGUCGUCGUUUGGAGUUGCUGCGAGUCACUGAAGUACCACAACGUUCAGAUGCCUAGCUCUCGCGGCUUGAGGUCUGUAUCUGCAUGUUGUUCUUUAGAAUAUGGAGAUGGUUUUCACAUGUGCAAGCUUCCUGGAAUAAAAAAGAAAAGUGCAACUGAAAUAUGAUAUGUUCUACCACUGAUUGCAUCAAUCAAAGAUGGCAUGUCUGUGGAGCAAGAUUUAUUUUUAUUUAGUAACGGAGAAUUAGGUCUUGCCAUAUAAUAUAUUCAACCCUGCAGGCCCAUCUGAAAUUAAAUAACUCGGUGCAAUGAAUCUUAGCAUGGUUAAUAAUUCUUCUUCACCUCAUCCUAGAUGGAGAAAAGUAGCAUAUGGCGGUAUGCAACCUGGUUAUGAUGACAAUCAUACUGACGAAUCUUUCCUUGAAGGAAUGGUCAUGAAUGCCAGUGUUGUAAAAAGGGACAUGCUAAAGGUGAUGCUGGACUCGGUUUCCAUCUCUGAAUAUUUGUGCAUUGUUGCUCUUGUUGUCUUUGUCUGGACUUGUACACUCACAUCAACUAUUGAUGAAAAUUAUCUCCUUUUUAUUGAUGUAAGUCUUCUUGUUUCAGGUUUUCUAAUUCUCCUUUUUACCCAAGAAAUGCUUUCCCUUAGCCUUCUCCUCCAUUAUUUCCUCAAUAUCUCCUUUUUCAUAACUGCGUUAUAUGUUUUGGCUCCCAUCUAUCAAACUCUUACAAGGUCCAUUAGUUCAGAUUCCAUUUGGGCAGUAAAUGCAUCACUUAUCAUACUUCACCUUUUUCUGCAUGACUAUUCAGAAUCCACCGUCAAAGCCCCCGGGGUUCUGAAGAAUCCUGCAUUGACCAGCUGUAUCUCUGUAAAUGCUUCUGUAGUUGCCUCUGUUUUUAUUGCCUCUCGCCUUCCAUCAAGACUACAUGUGUUCGCUAUCAUGUUAUUCUCAUUGCAGGUUUUCCUUUUUGCUCCACUGGUUACUUACUGUAUUAAAAAGUAUUCCUUCCGCUUGCACCUAUGCUUUUCUAUCAGUUUGAUGGCCAUGACAUUAAGUUUUGUGUACAUGCUGCAUCGCUUACUUUUUGUGCUGCUGCUGAGUUUAUUAGUUUUUGUCAACGUGGUCUGCCCUUAUUGGCUUAUAAGGAUUCAGGAAUACAAGUUUGAGAUCAAUGGGCCAUGGGAUGAGGCUAAGCUUUGUUUUGAUAUCACUGACUGAAAUCAGAAAUUGGUUGAUGUGGCACUGUAGUAGUACCUUGUGAGCUGUUUACGUGGAGUAUAAUUUGUUGAAUACUUGGUCAGUGUUUAAGUUUUAUAGUUGAUGGGAAGGUCCUUGCCGUUCAUGUCAAGGAUGGUAACAAAAUGACGUUUGUAUUCAUUCUUUAGAAUGAUAAGUAUGAUGGUUUAAAAAUUCCUUGGGUACAAAGGAGGUACGUUCAAGAUUUAGAGCACCAUUCAUUGUUGACACAUUCAACCGCCUUGUUUCGCAAUUAACAGUUGACUUUUUUCUUUCAAG